AUGCAAGUAAAAGGAGAUAACGGCCUAAAGGCCCUUAUCGAGAAGUACCGACCAGACCUAAAGCUAUUUGAAGAAGUCUAUCGCCAGUUGCACAGCUCUCCCGAGCUAGCCUUCCAAGAAGAAAACACUUCAGCUACCGCUGCAGAUCAUCUCAAAAAGCUGGGUUUUGAGGUUCACACACACAUUGGUGGAUAUGGAGUUGCUGGUAUUCUCCAUAAUGGCGAUGGGCCAACUGUUCUCCUGCGAGCCGACAUGGAUGCGCUACCUCUACAGGAAAAGACCGGCUUGCCGUACGCUAGCAACAAAAUCGUCAAAGAUAAAGAUGGAGUGGAAAGACCGGCAAUGCAUGCCUGUGGCCACGAUACACACGUCACGAGUCUCAUGGCGAGCGCUGAGCUUUUACAUUCCGCCCGGGAUCACUGGUCUGGUACCUUGAUCUGCAUUUUCCAACCGGCAGAGGAGCUACUGUCCGGCGCAAAAGCGAUGAUCGAAGAUGGGUUGUACGAGAAGAUCCCCAAACCAGACGUUGUCCUGUCGCAGCACGUCAUGAAAAUGAAAACUGGCACAGUCAGUAUUCGUUCAGGUCGGCUGCUCACGGCUGCUGAUUCGUUCGAUGUGCGCAUCUAUGGGCGCGGUGGACACGGCUCGGCUCCUCAGACAUGCAUCGAUCCCAUCGUUAUCGGUGCAACAAUUGUAACGCGUCUGCAAAGUAUCGUCAGCCGCGAAGUGAUGCCAGGUGAGCUGGCUGUUGUCAGUGUUGGAAGCAUCCAAGCCGGUCAUGUAGCGAACAUUAUUCCCGAUCAGCUGGAUCUCAAGCUUAAUGUUCGGACAUACGAUCCCAAGGUCCGCGAGCGCGUUAUAUCCUCCGUGAAGAGAAUUAUCGAAGCAGAAUGUUUAGCAGGAGGUGCCGUCGAGAAACCUCUUGUUAAGCAGAUACUUUCUGCUCCCGCGACUAUCAACGAUGAGGCUACGGUCAAGGCUCUCCAAAAUACAUUUGGAUCAUAUUUUGGAGAAAACCUGGUGGAGUCAGAGCCAGCGACUGCAAGUGAAGACUUCUCUCUUCUUGCGACGGCGGUAGGAGCACCGUAUGUGAUGUGGACAUAUGGUGGAGUUGACCCUAAGACAUGGGAUGAUGCUGUGGAGCAGGGUACAACUGAUCAGCUACCUAGUAAUCACUCCCCAUUCUUUGCUCCGGUGAUUCAACCGACUCUUGGUACUGCAAUUGAUGGGAUCGCUCUUGGAGCACUGACUUUCCUGAAGCGGAACUAA
Messenger RNA from Aspergillus pseudotamarii, 1269 nucleotides. Its product is annotated as putative zinc metallopeptidase. The record is from RefSeq and is a predicted model, not a curated record. The transcript is spliced from 2 exons. Gene Ontology annotation, molecular function: hydrolase activity. Bases 1 to 1269 code for a protein of 422 amino acids. NCBI's taxonomy places the organism in Eukaryota, Fungi, Ascomycota, Eurotiomycetes, Eurotiales, Aspergillaceae.